This is a messenger RNA of Fonsecaea erecta, 333 nucleotides long. RefSeq lists its product as hypothetical. NCBI's taxonomy places the organism in Eukaryota, Fungi, Ascomycota, Eurotiomycetes, Chaetothyriales, Herpotrichiellaceae. The record is from RefSeq and is a predicted model, not a curated record. The transcript has a single exon. The coding region runs from base 1 to 333 and encodes 110 amino acids.
AUGAGGGCAAUUGGCGCUAUCGCAAUCGUUGGUGUUGCGUCAAAGACCACUCCCGUCUACUUCUCUCUCUUAUUUCUGCUGCCCGAGACUUCGUCCUCCAACAUCCUGCUCCGUCGCGCCGCUCCCCUGCGGAAAUUGACUGCGAACGACAGUCUCGAGUCCCAGUCCGAGAUCGACCCAGAGAAAUUGACCGUCAGCGAAGGCGUGAUUGGCAACCUGUGGCGACUGGGCCAGAUUACCACCCUCGACGAUGCCGCCCUCGUCACCAGUCUCUACACGGUCUUGAUGUACAGUACCGUCUCCUCGUUCCCCGAAGUCUUCCCUUUCGUGUAG